Molecule: messenger RNA, 313 nt
Organism: Spirodela intermedia
Lineage: Eukaryota; Viridiplantae; Streptophyta; Magnoliopsida; Alismatales; Araceae
Source: the annotation of a GenBank genome assembly
AUGAUGGGAAAGGCGGAGUGGAGCCUGAGUGUCUCUUUUACGAUCGUAUGUAGGAGGGGCAGGUUUGGUACGUCCGACUCCUCCACCAACCUCGAUAACCCAACAACCGAUUCGAUCUCUCGCCUUGCGUCUCGCAGAAUGCUGGAAUGGUUUAUCAGCUCCGCCAAGGCCCAUUCCAAUGUGACGGACGCCGUGUCUGUUGCGCCUAAGAAGAGAAAAGAAACGAAAGUGAAGGAAAAUCGACUGCGAAACCGGGUUACACGGAGGACCGUGAAAUCCCGACAGAAAGCUGGAGAGGAUGUUCAGUGUUUAG